AUGCUACGAUCGAAGUCUGCGUUAGCGAUCUUGCUCGCCUUGGUAUUUCCCUUUAGUGGAGCUCAAGGAGCUUCCUUUAGCAGAAUUAAGCAAAGAGAUACCGUCAUCGGCUAUGCACUAGUUUCCGAGGAGGACGCUGAGAACAUCAAUUAUGAUAACAAGCUACAUAUAGAGAACUACGCAGCCAUCAAUCAACUAGGAUCCGGCUUCUAUUUAUUAAACGAACCUGAUAAAUGGCUAACUGGAGGAGGGUAUUGGCACUGUGUUGUCAGAGCGAACAAGGAGAAGCUGAAAAAUAUAGACAAAGUAUACAUUCCGGAAUCUUAUCAAAGGAUGAAUUCGGAAGAUAGGGUGGAGGAGAUAAGCUUGGUGGGCGGAGACGAAGAACCUAUCUUGGAGUACAUCAGGUCAGAGGCAGCAUUCUCAAACCCCGAGAUAGCGCUGCGUUUCAUGUGGGCUCAGGGUAUCGAACGGCAUCUACUGAUGUCUGUUCCAAGGGCAGUGGUAGAGGGGGGUCAUUUGAGUGAAUGGGCCAAAUGCUUUAAAACAAGAGAGGAGAUGGAAGUUUCGGACGAUGCUAUUGAUUGGCAAGCUUGGAAGAUUACAGAUCCAACUAACCAAUUGGACUCAUAG
Drepanopeziza brunnea f. sp. 'multigermtubi' MB_m1 is the source of this 633-nucleotide messenger RNA. RefSeq lists its product as uncharacterized. The record is from RefSeq and is a predicted model, not a curated record. Lineage: Eukaryota; Fungi; Ascomycota; Leotiomycetes; Helotiales; Drepanopezizaceae.